This is a messenger RNA of Pristis pectinata (smalltooth sawfish), 4191 nucleotides long. RefSeq names its product ADP-dependent glucokinase 2 (gene adpgk2). The coding region runs from base 334 to 1761 and encodes 475 amino acids. The record is from RefSeq and is a predicted model, not a curated record. Gene Ontology annotation, molecular function: ADP-specific glucokinase activity. Lineage: Eukaryota; Metazoa; Chordata; Chondrichthyes; Rhinopristiformes; Pristidae. The transcript is spliced from 6 exons. Gene Ontology annotation, biological process: glucose metabolic process. Gene Ontology annotation, cellular component: endoplasmic reticulum.
CAUAUCCGUAUUUUCUAUUAACUCCGUUGAUCAGGAGGAUGGUGAUACCAACUCUUACUUAGAUUACUUUGUUUCCCUGUUAAUCACUCACAUCCACUCAGCUCGGACGUAAGGGUCGGGGUUGGCGUCGCCCGUGUGUUACUGUGGUAACGCUCCCCUUCCCCCCCCCCCCCCCGAGAGGAGCUUGUGGCUCGCGCGCACGAGCUCCAUCGCCGUGGUGACACCGGCCAGCGUUCUGUUGCCGUGGUGGCCGGUCGGGCCGGUGUACCCGCUGGCGGUAGCGGCAGGGGUUGCCGGUUGUUGCGUGGCCUCCGCCUCCCCACGGCCUCCGCCAUGGGCCACGGACUGAAGUGCGGGGUGGCCAUCUCCUUCUGCGCCGUCUUCAUGGCUUAUUGGUACCGGCAGCAGGUCGACCACGAGCUGGACUCGCGGCUGGAGAUGGUGCUGUCGUCGCUGCUGAAAGCCGAAAGGAAAGUGGACCUGCACCAGCGGCCUCGAGUGGCAGUAGGGUUCGGAGGUUGUCUUGACAUUGUUGCAGAUGGAAUCGCUCUCUUAAAAAAAGCUGGCAUCAAACCAAGCAAGAAUCCAGUGCACCAUAAUUACAUCACAUCAGAAGAACAAUUGGCAGAAAGCUUUGCAUACUUUUUUCCUCCUGGAGCUGCAUCAGAGCGCUUUAUUUCCAAUGAUACACUGUUUCGUAAACUAGUAAAAGCCACCCAAGGUCUCCCCCGAGUACGAUGGUCGUUAGGUGGAAAUGCACCAGUCAUGGCAAAUCGUCUCGCAAAGGAAGGCUGUGAAGUGCUUAUGGGGAGUCGUCUGACGUCUGACCUUAUUGCGGUCCUUCAAGAGCACAUAACUGUUACAAGCAAGCCAGUAGAUGAAACUGACAUUCAUCUCAUCCUGGAAUAUUCAGCUGGUUCCAAAUGGGGACAAUUGGUGUCAAGAAGAGCAAACAGGUUCAUAGUCCAUAGCGACACAUCCAAUCCCAUUUUGGAGUCACUGGAGGACUUUCAGACUCAGCUUAAACAGUUCAAUCCAUCUCUUCUGAUAGUUAGUGGACUUCAAAUGAUGGACAAUUUUCCAUUUAGACCAGGUCAACUUGAAGACCGGCUAAAAUUGCUCCAGGAUCUCAUGUUAUCUGUUGACAGCACCACUAGAAUCCAUUUUGAAAUGGCUUCCUUUGUGGAUGACACUCUUCUCAACAAUCUUUUUGCGAACAUCAUCUCUCAUGUCGACUCUCUAGGAAUGAAUGAACAGGAGUUACCCAACCUGUUUAGUAUGUUAAAGGGGGCCAACAUCACGGUCCUGUCUGAUCCGUAUCCAAGAGUGGCAAGUAUACUCGACCAAAUGCGUGAAGUUUAUCGCAUCUUAAAUUCUCAGGAGAUAACGAGCACACAACGCAAGCUCACACGGCUGCAUGUUCAUACUCUUGCUUUCCAAGCAAUCAUUAUUGCCAAAGGGUCCUUUUGGAGGAACACCAUGUCAGCGACUGCCAAAGCUUCAUUAACUGCAAAUCGACAUGUUUGUGGCUCACCAAAUAUUGAUACCAGCAAAGCCAAGUUGAUCAUGGAUGAUUCUUUUUCUGUGAGUCGUGUGCAAGGGAGUAAGAAAAUUCCACUCAAAGAAAAUCGACCUGUUUCUUGCUGGGAAGAAUAUGAUUAUGAGAUAUGUGUUGCUCCAGUGCUGGUAUGUACUGAGGUGUAUCAGACUGUAGGCGGUGGUGACAAUAUUUCUGCAGCCAGCUUAGUUCUUCAGAUCUAGUAAUCUCUCUGGAUCUGAAGGGAACUCGCUGUUUAACCCUUGCAGUCUUCCACGAUAAAACAUGGUUCAAGAAGAUGUAACCUGCUUGUUUCUUUCAACCAACCACCUUCCCUCACCAUCUUCAAAAAAGAACUCAGUAGAUGAUCUGCCUGUCGUUUACAUUAUCCUCAUGUAAUCUACAAUCAGGGUUUUGAGAGUUGUUUAAGAAUACUCAAAUAAUUAAAUACUAAUUUUAGAUGAUUUUUGUAAAAAAAAAUCAUUCACUCUGGUCCUGAAUGGUUUGGAGCAAAAUCUUGAACAAUAUUUUCUCUCCCAGUUUUUUUUCUUACCUUCUUGAAUAGUCAUAGCUAAGUAAUAAGACAUUCUUUGUGGAUCUCAGCCAUUUUAUUUUUUGGUGAGUGAGAGAAGAAAUAUGAUCUUCAACCAGCACUGCACAAUAUUAUGGUGAUUGGUGCAAUGCAACAAAUCCAUCUCCAAUUAAUAUUUCAAUAUUCCAUUGCGGUCAAAACUCAUCUGAAAAGUCUGUGAAUUUUCUUGGUGCAAAAUGGUUCUGUGCUGCUUUGCCUUUUAAACAGUCUGUCAGGAUAUUUACACAUUCUGUAUAUAUCUUGCACUUUUUGUCAGAUUCCCCAGUGAUGCAUCUGUCAAAUGCCCCUGCUGUAGUUUACAAUGUCUGAAGAGUAGGCAAGUUCCUUCCAGACCUCUGGUAUUUUGGCCCAGAUCAUCUAAAUGGCCCAUUCAUUUUAAUUUCUGUGGAGAUUCAUGCUUGAUGCAGUUUUUAUGGAGAAUAGCACCUGUUUGCAAUCUCACUAGAAUGGUGUCAUUGGUCUGCCUUACUGCAUGCUGCCAAGUUGUGCCUGAUGCUGCUGUAACUGAAGCAUCAACUCUACACUGCCCAUUCCUAAUAAAUAACCAAAUUCCUACUGGGGAUCAAUUAACUCUCACCACAACAGAUUACGGGUUGCUUUUUUUGUUUGUUAAUAGUUAAGUAUCUUCCCUUGUGUUCAUUUUGGCCACUCAUCUGAGCCAUACAGAUUCCCAUUUUAAAGGCUUAAGUUAAAAUGAGAAAGUGUAUUGGAUCUAAACUGAAAGCCUUCUAAUAGGGAGCCUACCAUUCAACUCCUGUGCUGUAGUUCUGUGAAUUUCCUAUAACUUCUGGGAGAUGGGGAACCAUUUUGCUGACUAUAUUUUUAAUAACCAAAGGAUAUCUUGUUUCCUAAUUACAGGGAAAAAUAAUUGAGUAUAAAGUUUUAUUCCUUGUAUCUCACAUCUUCAAAAUUAACAAAGGAAAAUGUACUAAAUUAACUUAGUUAUGUGAAUUCACCCACAUGUCCAAAAAUCAAAGUGUGUUUUAAAUAUUAAGAUCAUAAAUUAGGAGCAAAAGAAAACUGAAUUACACAGAAAACCUCUUGUAAUAUUUGUAUAGGAAAGGAUCAAUAACAUACACACAAGGAAUCAUUUUUGUAUAUAUAAAAAAAUCUUGUGACUGAGGGACAUUAUUGGGUUAAGCAGUGAUAGAAGAGAACUUGUGAUCAUUGAUUAAUGAAUCUAAUUAAAAUGAAGAAAAUAGGCAAACUUAUUUGGCUAUUCCAUCAUAUGAAGCAACAUGGAACCUGUACAUACAUUAAAAAAAAUAUUUAGGCCUAUAAUGACUUAAAUAUUCAGUCCUACAAGGAAAUGAGGGGCUUGGGUGGAAAAUUAGGAAGCCAAAGCUUUCUUUAAAAUUACUGUGGUGCAGUGCUUUGGAAGAACUCUGCAGAAACAUCCCAAUUAGGAAUGAAAUAAUAGGCUACAUUGUUCUUUUGUACCCUUAUUAUCACUGAAUAUUUUACUUUUUAAAUAAAAGCACUUACUCUCACUGGUAAGUUAUUAAAAUGAGCAUUAAAUAUUAUAAGAAACCUUUUUUAAAAACAAGUGAAUAUGAUUAUGAUCCUUUUCCACGAAUAGCUAUUAAAGCCCUCAUUGUCUGACAUUGGCUCGGAUUUUGUUUGCUGAUAUCACAUGGUGAGAGUGAUGGCCACUUUGAUUUCCAUACGUGCAAGCAAAGCACAAACCAGAGUUACUGUUGAUUUACCUUUCCUCCCUAAGGCUGUGCUGUUUUGCAUUGGAAUUGAGAGAAAUCAGUUGAAUUCAUGAAGACUUGUAGUAUGUUACAAAUCCACAGCGUCAAAUGCCCUGAAGAUUCAGCAGGAGGUUAAGUGAGUUUAAAAUAAGCCAUAAUUUUGUGUAAUUAUGUUCUUUGGUUGUUAAAAAUCCCAAGUUGUAUUUAUAUGAAUUGUUAUUCUAUCACACAAAUAUUUCACAAUAUAAUGGACUUCUAAAUUUUUUGCAAUUUCAGUUUCGACCUUAAGUGUAUUUUCUAGUCUUUAUUUUGCCCUCUGAAUAUUGUGCUCUCUCUUGGUUUAUGGUCUGAGAAUAUAUUAAUGCAAU